Phyllostomus hastatus (greater spear-nosed bat) is the source of this 7117-nucleotide messenger RNA. It is a transcript of the gene LRRC58, whose product is annotated as leucine rich repeat containing 58. NCBI's taxonomy places the organism in Eukaryota, Metazoa, Chordata, Mammalia, Chiroptera, Phyllostomidae. The coding region runs from base 269 to 1384 and encodes 371 amino acids. The transcript has 4 exons. The record is from RefSeq and is a predicted model, not a curated record. Gene Ontology annotation, molecular function: protein binding.
CCCACACAAAAUCGCAGCAAGCACCAGGUUUCUGCCCCGCCCAGCGCCGCAAUUCCCCGCCGCGCACCACGUGAGACCGAGCCCCGCCCCAGAGCCCCGCCCCGAUUUCACCGCCCAACGUCUCGUGACUCAGCAAGGGCGCCUUGGGGGCUUCGCCGCUCCCGACACCACCCUCGGUUUAGGUUCUGGGCCGCCGCGGAGCUCCUGGCCUUUGGUGCGCCCACGGCGCUGUCUGCCUCACCGAGACGCGCGUCCCGUGGUGGAAGGGAUGCAGGAUUCUGGAGCGGCAGUGACUACGGCAGGGGAGGCCGAACUGAACUUGUCCCGCCUCAGCGUAUCCCCCGAGACGCUGGAGUCGGAGCUGGAGUCUAGGGGCGAACAGCGGCGCGGCGCGCGGGAGGCGCUACUGCGGCUGCUGCUGCCGUACAACCGUCUAGUAUCGCUGCCGCGGGCUCUGGGUAGGGGCUUCUCGCAUCUCCAGCUGCUGGAUGUGAGCGGCAACGCGUUGACCGCGUUGGGGCCAGAGCUGCUCGCUUUGCACGGCCUACGCACGCUGCUGGCUAAGAACAACCGGCUCGGUGGGCCCGGCGCGCUUCCCAAGGGUCUGGCCCAGUCGCCUCUCUCUCGCAGCCUUCAAGUGCUCAACCUCAGCGGGAACUGCUUUCAAGUGGUGCCCCCGUCGGUGCUGGAGCUGCGUGCACUGCAGACCCUCAGCCUGGGCGGCAACCAGCUUCAGGCCAUCCCGGCUGAGAUCGAGAACUUGCGGAGUUUAGAGUGUUUAUAUCUUGGAGGAAACUUCAUCAAAGAAAUCCCACCAGAAUUAGCAAAUCUGCCUUCUCUGACUUACUUGGUAUUAUGUGACAACAAAAUCCAAAGCGUGCCUCCUCAGCUUUCACAGUUGCAUUCACUUCGUUCCCUCAGUCUUCACAAUAACUUGGUGACAUACCUGCCUCGAGAGAUCCUCAACCUUAUUCAUUUGGAAGAAUUGAGUUUGCGAGGAAAUCCACUGGUUGUUCGUUUUGUUAGAGAUUUAACCUAUGACCCUCCAACUCUCCUGGAAUUAGCUGCGCGGACCAUUAAAAUUCGAAAUAUUUCCUACACUCCCUGUGAUCUUCCUAGGAAUCUUCUUAGAUACUUGAGUUUAGCCAGCAAUUGCCCAAACCCAAAGUGUGGAGGGGUCUACUUUGACUGCUGUGUCAGACAAAUAAAAUUUGUGGACUUCUGUGGGAAGUACCGCCUCCCCUUGAUGCACUAUUUGUGUUCGCCAGCAUGCUCUUCCCCUUGCAGCUCCACCUCUCACAGCUCCACAUCCCAGAGCGACUCUGACUCGGAGGAUGAAGCUGGUGUUGCUGCUCACAGAAUGCAGAAAGUUCUUCUUGGUUGAAAGGAGUGUGGGGUGAUGUGAAACACUAAAAGACUGAGAGAAGGUAGUUAGAAAAGAAAAUAGACUUCGAAGUUAAAGAAACAUUAUUAUCAUUUUGAAUGUUCAUGAAAGAAUCGGAGAUGAUGUAAAAGACUAUCUACCCAAUUGGCAGGAAUAAGACCAGUUCCAUUUUAGGAUUCUUUGAAUAUAAUUCAACUCUGAAGGCAGUUUCAGAUUUGGCUGAUUAUUCACUCACAGCAGACGAGAACCUCACAGCAGACAAGAACCUCCUGAAGAGCAGUGCUGUGAUAAACCAUGAGUGUUGUAACUUGUGACAGUUGCAAUGAAGAAAGAAAUGAUCAAAUCUGUGAUUAUUACCAAAGUUGUCCUUGGGCAUAGGUUGAACACUACACAGUAAUGGGAUUAACCCUCCUUUUAAGUAUUGCUCAUACAUCUAGAUUACAGAGCUAUUCAGAUAAGCUCACAGACCUAAACCUUUCUGACCUACUAACUGGUAAAAUAGGGGAUAUAACUUUGUGUGAUUUUAAAACUCUUCAGUUCUGCUCCUUUAUUUUAUGAUUGCUGUUACUCUUAGGUAAUCCAGCAAUGACUGCUAUAGUGCCUUAAAUCCUAGCUAGGAUUUAAAAGUUUAUUCAAGAAAUGAUGCCAGAACAGCCUGCCAUAUUAUGCAGAACACUUUGAAAUAUGCUUCAACAGAACUAGGUAAACAGCUGUAUAUCUGACAUCUGAGGUCAUGGCCACCUUAACUUCAUUUUUUGCUUAAACAUGAAGUAAUUGCCUAGCAAAUCACUGUUACACUUAGUGGGAGACCAUAGUCCUGGUCAGUCUGUUGAUUGUAAGAGAAUAAUAGUUUUUGAUUAAAAAAUUGGUCAGAUUUCUUUUCAUAGGAAAGAGAUAUUAGCUAGGAAAGCUUCUUUAUAUCUUACAUUAAAGGAGUGGGAAAGUGACUUAAAAAUUUUAAUAGAUAUGGCUCCAUUGUCUAUGUGUAUUGAAACACUAGAAAAACAUUACAACAAACCAAGUAAAAUUUGGGGCAGCAGUCAUUAUGUUUGUACACAGUAGAACAAUUUUCUAAACCAGUUUAACCAUGGAAUAUUCUUUGAAAAUUAUUGAUGACACACAAAAAAUUAUUAAUCCUUCAAGUAUAGCAGAAAAAUGGUUUCACAGAUGACUUGCUAUUAGAAAUUACAUUGUUAUUAAUUUAAUAUGCAAUAAAAAUUAAAUGGUCUAAUUACAAGUUGAUAUUAAAAAAUAAAAUACACAGAACAUACUAACAAUCCUUAGAUCAUUAACCUAUAAUAACAUGAUGGUUUGUUGGUAAAUGUUACCUAUAUAGCAAUAAGCAGGUCAGAGGUACAUUAGAACAGGAAAUGAUCUCCAUUCUCAGUUGUUGGCAUUCAUAAAUGGGCACAUUUCUCCAAAGCAGAUUGUUUUACAAUAAUAUGUGUAUUAGGUUUAUGUCAUAUAUAUUAUUUUUUAUCUUAGAAGAAAAUACACUGUAGGAUAGUUCAGGGUUCGUUUGUUUAUUAUAUGUUAAUUCAUGAAACACGAGAGUUUCAUGACUGCAGUUGUGAAACGCUGCUAUAGAGUAAAUCCCUUCCCCUUGUUCCAACGUAGUAAGAUUCUUUCUUCCUUUUCAGAAAUUUUCUAUGUGUAUAGAAUUAAUCUAGUGUAUUUCUACUGCCUAGCAAAGUAGUACAUGGGCGAUUGUAUCUUACAGUGGAGGUAAUAGAAAGUCUUUGUUUACUUCUCCAUCUGAGCCACAGCAACCUACAUAUUACAAACCUAGGACAGGUAAAGUUGACUUAGGUAGUGUCUAAGUGGAAAGCUCAGAAUGUUUCAUUAGUGACUUAAAUACACAAAAUAUUUUUAUAGAAAAUAAAUAAUGUAGUCAUAGUAAAAUAUUAGGAGCAAAUUUUUCUGGUUUAAAUGCCUCAGUUUACUUUCAAAUUCAUUACCAGCUUGACCUAACAGCUUGGGUAACCUGAGAGUUAGUCUCUCUAAAAUAAAUGGGUUGGUAUAUAAAUAAGGUAUUUGACCUUACAUGCCUUUUUCUAGCUUCUCACAAAAAAAGAUACGCUGUUUGAGCUUUUACAGAUAUAAGUAGGUCUAACCAGAAACUGUCUACCUUUGCUCUAUGAUGUAGAUAUAAACCAUAGUAUAAAACAAAAUAUCUUUCCAAAAAUGUUUCCUAUGGUUCUCUAUAUGUGCAUUUGAAGACCUAAGAUCAGUGUUCAGCUGUCUUUGGUGACUUACUGAAAUCUACAGUAUAGCUAUUAGUUUUAUCUUUCUUUUUUUUUAAAUCUUUGGCAAGAGCUUUUUACCUUUUACAAGAGCUGCUAGUAAUUUCUAAGAUUUUCCUUGUUUUUCCCUCCCCCACCUUUCCUUUUUUCAUAACUGGUGACUGCAGAAAUUAAACCAGAAGGUGGAAACCAGAUAUUUAGCGCCCGAAUCAUAUAGCUGACUAUAUAUAUAAAAUGAUAGGUCGUAUCUCUUUAGUUAAGUUACAUAUUUGUGUUUAAGCUAUACUUAAGCUUUCUGUAGUUUUUGAGAUGUAUAGAAUCUACUAAUUUUCAAAAUGAAAUAAGUGUUUUGUUUUUUUUUUAUCUUGGGCAAUUUUAGUGACCAAAAUUUAUGUGUAUAAAACUACUAAACCAAAGCAUUACUGUGUUUGGAAUGAAAUUAUUCAGUGCUAAUAUUUAAGACUGAAAUAUGUUGCACAUUCUUAGCAAUUCUUAUUCCUAAAAUCCAGUUCUCAGUGUCACCAAACUGGUUGUGAAAUAGUCCUAGGAUUUCAGGAUAUAGGAAGAUUAGCUAAUACAAAAUUUUCCUUUCAUGGCACCAGAAAAUGGCUGACCUAAUGAGUUCUCAGUAUUCCCUGUAUUUUGAGUAGAAGAGGUAGCUCUGAGGGUUACUAUUCAUAUUUUAUUUCUCCAGAAUUAUCUCUCAUUCUAAAAUUCUUGAUACUUGGAACUUUAAGUUACAAAAUUUAAAAUAAAAGACUUGCAUUGUAAAUUGUGCCUCAAAUUUGAGAAAUUUUUGUAUUGAUGUAAAUAAAAGUUAAAGGCAAUUCACACUAGUGCAGUGUGGCACACAGUUCUACCAAACAUUGUGAAUAUCAGUUUUAAACGAAAGAAGAGACGGAAAGGGGUCACUGCUGGAGUGGGAGAUGAAAGCAGUCUUUAAAAGCAACAAAUGGAAGGCAAGUAGAAGUCACCAGGCAUAUCCCUGAGCAAAGAAAUUUCUUUAAUAGUGAAUUGUUUUAAAAUUAAGUGGCCACUGACUACCAUCUGAAAGCCUUUCUCAUUAAUUUCUUUUGUUUCUGCUAUUAGGAUAUUGUCCACAACCCUCCAUAAUGAAGGGCCAGCAAAUAAUAGGAUUUUCUUAUAACCAACCUUGCUCUUUCCAAAGGGAGAAAGUAAUACCUUAUUAACCUGGAAUUUAUGGUACAGUCUUGAUUAAUGUUUACCUGUUCACUAUGUAAAAAAAGAAAAAACCUAUAAUUCCUGCAAAUAAAUUUUAAGGCAUUUUAUAUAAAAGUUAUUCUAAAUAAGGGACCAUUUGUAGGCAACAUUAUAUUGUAUAUAAAAUUAUGCUGCAUUUAUUUAGAAAUAUCUUAUUUUUAACUAAAAGAUGUACUUAUCCAAAAUAGAGAUUUUAUUACAGUAGUAUAAUAGUCCAAAAUAGUGAGCCGGGCAUUUAACAACAGUAAAAGCUAUUGUAUAGGUGUUCGGGCAGCAUGAUCUGCAAUACAUAGUUCUGAUUUCUUUUAUAUAGAAGAGAAGUACUUGACCUUCACUGUAUCUAUUUUAAGCACUAUACUCUGUAAUAUUAAUGUGAUGAAUUUAAUAGCAUCCAAUUUUAUAUUUUCAUUAUAGUCAUGGUUAUUUUAAAGGUAGCAUUGUUUUCAUUUGUGCUCAGAAAAGUAUGUGCCUUAUUUAAAUCCUCCACUCUAUACCCAAAGUUGGAGGAACUCUGUCAUUUAAUAAGUUCUUUGUGACAGUUUUGUCACCCUUUGCAUUUGACUUGAGGGAGAAAACCUGAUUCUAAGGGAUUUCUUUCACUAAAAUGGGGCCUAAUAUCUGAGUCUAGGGCUUCUGGAAAGGGAAUCCUAAUGAGGCAUACUCUCAGAAAGUCAAAGCCAUAAGGAUAAAGUACCCUGAAAUAAAACCAGUGAAAAGGUAUGUUGUCUUUGAUAUUAUUUUAUAAGGAAAAUUUAUGUGCUUCCAUUAAGGGGUGAUAGCAGUUCCUAACCAGCUUCAUAAUAACAACAUCAUAUAAAGAUAUUGGCAUGAGCCUAGCAUAUUUUUUGAGUGGCUCCUCUAUGAUAUUAGGUUGAGGGGAUAUGUUUUAAUACUUUUACAUGUAAAUGUCUACAUUCUUUUUCUCUCUCCUUGGUCCACAUUUACCAAGAAGGAUGUAGAGCAGGGGUGUCAUUUUCACUGGGGGCCACAUCAGCCUCACAGUUGCCUUCACAGGGCCAAAUGUAAUUUUAGGACUGUAUAAAUGUAACUACUUAACAGUUAAGCAAGAGCUUGGUGCUGCCACCAAGUAGAAACCAGGUGCCUGGCCAUAUAAAACAAUGUGUAGGGCCAGAUUUGGCCUGUGGGCCUUGUGUUUGCCACCUGUGAUAUAGAGAAUGACAAUUCACUAACAACAGACAUUAUACAUUAUUGGACAUUUACAGGGUAGUAUUGAUUUGGGUGCUACUAGACUUACCUAGAAUUGUUCUGUCUCAGUUUAUCACAAGAGACAGUAUUCAAUUUUGUAAAUAUUAAUAUUAAAAUUAUUUACUCUAAUGAGGGUUUUUAUUUGUUUGUUUUUUUGUUAAUACCAUCAUACCAGAAAGCCAUGGUUCCUGAAGAGACUAUCUGAAUUUAGCAGAAUUUAUUUCUUCCUUUGGCUGUGAACAAAUUGGAUAAAAUUGUUUUAUACUAAUUCCCGUCAGGAGAAGAAACUAGAAUAAAAUUGACCUUUCUAUUGCUAGUACUACAAAAACAUUACUAAAUUGGUCAAUACUUCUGUCUGCUACUGAUGUUUUAAGAGAAUCCUUUCACUAACAUAAAUGGUUGACAUUGUAUUAUUAUUGGUAAGGAAUAUUAAACUCAGUGAUCACUUUACAACAAUAAUAGAGAGACCAGUGUGCCUAUAAGUGGUGUUUAUUGUAUUUCUGAAUUCUGUAUUCAUGAGAAACAAAAACAUAAUGGGAGGAAUAUUUUAAAUCAUCAGUAUUAACUUUUUAUAAAGUUUGGGACUUUAAAGUAUCAACAAAAGAUGUUGGAAAUAUGUGUGCUUUAAUCAAAUUGCAUUUAAUCUGAUUUUUAAAUUUUCCAUAUUUGAAUCUUGUGAAUUAGAAGUAUCUAUAUAGGUAUAUAUACAUUUAAAAAUAGUAAUGAUAAAUUAAUUCAGCAAUGAUUAAAUAAUUAAAUUUUAGUACAAGAUACAGUUUAUUGCAUCAAAUUUUGUAUUACCUUGUAAUGGUAAAUGUUCUAAAAAGAAUAUUUAAGCCACUUCAAUUCUAUACAUAUCACCUUUAUUCUCCUAGGACACAUGAAAGAAUGUGCUAUUACAUUAACUAGCCCUCUGUGUGCAUUUUGCCAUAUCAAACACUGUGCCAUAUUGUAUUAAAAGUGUCUUACUGGAAUUUGACUCUGUACUCUGGAAAAGUAAUCAUAUUUUAGUUUUAAUUGAUGAACAUUUAUGUUUUUAUAAACUAAAAUCCUUAUAAUGUUG